AGGCAUUUGUAAAGGAUGUGCAUGAAGAUUCUAUAACAGUUGCAUUUGAAAACAACUGGCAACCAGAAAGACAAAUACCAUUCCAUGAUGUGAGGUUUCCGCCACCUGCAGGCUAUAAUAAAGAUAUAAAUGAAAGCGAUGAAGUAGAGGUUUAUUCCAGGGCAAAUGAAAAAGAACCCUGCUGUUGGUGGUUGGCUAAAGUGAGAAUGAUAAAGGGUGAGUUCUAUGUAAUAGAAUAUGCAGCCUGUGAUGCUACGUACAACGAAAUCGUCACAAUUGAGCGUUUGAGAUCUGUGAACCCUAAUAAACCUGCAACAAAAGAUACUUUUCAUAAAAUCAAACUGGCAGUUCCAGAAGAUUUAAGGCAAAUGUGUGCCAAAGAAUCUGCACAUAAGGACUUCAAAAAGGCAGUUGGAGCUUUUUCUGUAACAUAUGAUUCUGAAAACCACCAGCUUAUUAUUUUGUCAAUCAAUGAUGUAACAACAAAGCGGGCAAAUAUGCUGAUCGAUAUGCACUUUCGAAGUCUUCGUACCAAGUUGUCCCUGAUACUGAGAAAUGAAGAAGCUAGCAAACAGCUGGAG
Molecule: messenger RNA, 581 nt
Organism: Cariama cristata (Red-legged seriema)
Lineage: Eukaryota; Metazoa; Chordata; Aves; Cariamiformes; Cariamidae
Product: fragile X mental retardation protein 1 homolog
Exons: 6
Biological process (GO): regulation of dendritic spine development; positive regulation of protein phosphorylation; DNA damage response
Cellular component (GO): growth cone; nucleus; presynapse
Molecular function (GO): translation regulator activity; mRNA 3'-UTR binding; protein homodimerization activity
Source: RefSeq, a predicted model, not a curated record